Molecule: messenger RNA, 4055 nt
Organism: Mugil cephalus (flathead mullet)
Lineage: Eukaryota; Metazoa; Chordata; Actinopteri; Mugiliformes; Mugilidae
Gene: eif4enif1
Product: eukaryotic translation initiation factor 4E nuclear import factor 1
Exons: 19
Coding region: 406-3291 (961 amino acids)
Biological process (GO): negative regulation of translation
Cellular component (GO): cytoplasm; nucleus
Molecular function (GO): mRNA binding
Source: RefSeq, a predicted model, not a curated record
UGUAAUCUUUCCCAGGACCUUCUUAAAGCGGUGAUCAUAGGAAAAUUGCUGCUACGACUUAGAAAACAGAGAAAGAGCUGACAAUUAUUCGAGAUUACACAGUUUCAGUGUGAUUUAAUUUCUUGUUAGGACCUGUGUUCUUAUGUUAAGUUACCCCACUACAGCUUGUGUUUUCUGAAAUCACUACAACAACUCAACCGGCUUACUAUUUGGUACUUGCUGGGUGGGCAUUAUCCCCAUUCCCCGGCUAGUUAGUUAGCUAGCUAGCUUAAAGUGCUAAGUUAGCUAGCUAGCUAACUAACGUGAAUUGCCGCUGUCCGGCCGUUAGCGACCAGUAUUCCCCGCAGCAUUCGAAUUGACUGGUGUCAACUCUUCUAAAAGCUGUUUGUUCAUCUGCAGUCAGCCAUGGAGAAAGAUGCUUGUGUAGAACAGAAGAAUGGUGAUGCUGCUGUGGACCAACAACCUGCAGCUACAGCUCCUUUCAGAUACUCUAAGGAAGAGCUUCUGGAAAUAAAAGAACUGCCAAUCUCCAAUGAAAGGCCUGAAUGUCUCUCUGAGAAAUAUGAUAGUGAUGGUGUCUGGGACCCUGAGAAAUGGCACGCCUCACUCUAUCCCACCUCAGAGCGAAGCUCUCCAGUAGAAGGUUUUAAAAAGGACUACAUGGAUGACAGAGUACCUUUAAAACGAAGAAUCCCAGAUCCUCGCGAGCGGUUAAAGGAGGAUGAUCUGGACGUCGUUUUGAGCCCACAGCGCCGUAGCUUUGGAGGUGGAUGUCAAGGCAAUGCUGCACCUGCACCCCACAGCCGUCGCCCAAUUAGCCCCCUGGAAAACAAAGAAAACGAGAGUCUCCGUCUAGGAGGGGCCCGCAGAAUCGGCAGUGGGCGCAUAAUUCCUGCACGUGUCUUUGAGAGAGAAGCUCGUGCUGAGAAAGAACGGGAGCGUGAGAGAGACUUUAAGGAUAAGAGAUUCAGGAGGGAUUUUGGAGACAAACGUGUGUUUAGUGAAAGGAGAAGAAAUGACUCGUAUGCAGAAGAAGAGCCAGAGUGGUUUUCUGGGGGUCCCACCAGCCAGUCGGAGACAAUUGAGCUUAUUGGAUUUGAUGACAAGAUCCUGGAAGAUGAUAAACGCAGAACCAAGCGAUCAAGGAAGAGAACGGAAUCUUUGAAGGAAGUGGUGGAAUGUAAUGGUGGACAGACUGAGCAAGGUCUGCAGUCUACUGCUGAUCAGGAAGUUCCCCACCCUGACGUUCUGCCAGAGCAGUCAGGCGGAGACUUCGACUUCAAUGAAUUCUUCAAUCUAGAGAAGACGAUGCCGGGACUGGCCUCUAUGAUCGAGGAAGUUUUAGGGGAGGGCCCUGCAUCAGCCAGUCGCUUUAGUCAGUGGUUCUCCAGUAACCUGAGCCCGUCAGGCAGCCGGUCCAGCAGUCUGAGGUCCACUCCUCAUGAAGAGCUGGAAAAACUAGCUGGUCUAGAGCCUCACUGCACAUCUCCCAGCCAGUGCCCUGCCUCAUACUUCACACCUAUUCAACCGUCGGACUGCAAGGAGAAGGUGGACAUCCUGGAGCUGUUGCACAAAGCCAAAAUAGACCUGAAGCCUCUUCUUUCCACCCUCUCGGUCAACAAGGCUCGGCUACGGGAAGGCAGUGAGUCCCUUUUCAUGGAUCAGACAACUCACUCUGGCGUGGUGCUCUCAUUGGAGGAGGUGGAGGGAGAGAUGAAGGGAAUGAAGCUUAGCGCAGAACCACAUGUGCGAAAGGUGCCACCUCCUCAAAGGGGAAAUGGUACACCCUUCAUGGCUGAGCAUUUAGAGGAGGCGCUAACUGGCGGCCCUAGUGCCCAUCCACGUUCACGUGACUCAGACAUGUCGGCCUUUAAUAAACUGGUCAGCAGCAUGAAGGCAAGUGGAACUCUGCCAACUCACCCAAAAACCAACACAAACAAUCAGAAGCAUUCAGACCAGUCUGUGGGGACACGUUCUGACCAAGUACCUGCUCAGCAACAGAAAAACAUAUUUCAGGAGCUCUUGGGAGUCCGUAGUAGCUCCCCGACCCAGCUUGGCAGUCUGCUGGGCAGCUCUGAGACCCCAGCGACUUCUGCGCCUCUACAUGGCUUACUGCACAAGGGCCCUUCACCCCCUGUCUUUCUACAGACGGCACCUUCACCCGACUACUUCAAUAGUCGGUUGCAACCUUCUGCAGGGUUUCCUGUUGGCCAUCAGCCCAUGCUGCCAGAACAGUUUGAUGUACACAGAUCUAUGAGCCCUGGAUCUGCUGCACAGCAACAGAUGAGGGCAAUCUCUUUGUCCGUGAAUCAAGCAGACCUGGAUGCUCUGGCAUUCCAGCAGGACCUUGCUCUACAUGCUCACCACUCCUUCCAGCCAGGCUACAAACAACCACAGGACAAGUCUUUUCGAAAUAGGCCACAGCGUGUCAAUCGCUCACCUGGCCCUCAGUCUGCUGGAAGAAACUCUCCAGGCAAUGCUGUCACCAGCAUGUUGUCACCAUCCUUUACACCAACAUCUGUGAUCCGCAAAAUGUAUGCAACAAAAGAUAAAAGCAGGGAUGAACCCAUGGGUCGUUCAGAGACCAAGGAGGAGACGGCAACACACUCUCAAGAUGACAGAAACUCCCCAAAUCUAUACCUGGAAACAAUGGAUGGGAGUGUUGCUCAGUCAGGAGGAGUAAAGACUGGGUCACAGACCUUACCAAGCAAGGAACAAGAGCGUGUCAGGCCCGGCUCUGCUGGACACCAUGCACCUGCUAUGGUGCCUUCAGGACCAUCCUCAUCUUUCCCUCGUCCUGUUUACCCGGUACCGCUGCUAUCUCAUGUACCUAUGGUACGCCCUCCUCCCCAGCUUCACCCUAAUAUGGUUCAACGAAUGCUGGCACAGGGUAUCCAGCCCCAGCAGCUUGGACCUGCUCUUGUGCAAGCAGGUAUAUUUCCACCACAUGUUGACCUUGCACAACUUCAAGGCUUGCCUCCUGCCCUGCUUGGACAACCGCUGUACCCUCUAAGUGCAGCAGGGCAUCCACUUCUACCUCCCAGAACCAAUACUCAGAUGCAGUUAGCAGUAAUGCAGCAGCAACUUCAACAACACAGACCAAUGCAUCAGAACGUCCCAGGCACUCAGGCACAGAGCCAUGGCCCCCACCGGACAAAUGGCUCCCAGCGUCACGGGAGCAGCCCUCCUCUAGGUCUCGCCAAGUGGUUUGGGACAGAUGUGCUUGAGCAGCCCCUCCCCUCUAUGCCAGCCAAGGUGAUAAGUGUAGAUGAACUGGAAUUCCGGCCAUAAUAAAAACACUGUGCUGGAAAGCAUUUUUUUUUUUUUUUUUUUUUUUUCUCUUUUGCCCAUCUCCACCAUCUACUUACUGUGAUAAUGUGAACUUUAAUUUUGAAGACGGUGCACAGAAUAGAACAUUUAAACCAUGUCAUGCUUUGUCUUCAACCUUGAAGCCACUGAAUUUUGAAGAGGCGAGUGAUGGAGAUUUGGUUUGCCAGCUGAGUUUUUUUUUUUUUUUUGUAUUAGCACAGUAAAUAAUAAUGUAUAGCCCCAGUUGUACAGACCAUGGGAAAAAUCUUAUUCUGUAUAUAGCUAUCGUGUUCCUCUUUUUUUUUCUUUUCUUUUUGUUUUGGGAUGGGUAGGGUGAAACAAUCCUCCAGUUCAACUGAAAACUGUGAGAGACAAAGUCACCAAGAGCUGGUAGCAUUUCCUUGUUGUGUCUACCUUAACCCCUCCCCCCUGAACUACGGAGAGUAAGGGCCACUGCUGAUGAGACAUUUUGGGUUGAUGAGCGACUUUGGGGCAUGUUCCUGUGGCUAGUGGCCCUUGUCUGUUGAAGUUGAGCAUUUCGAGACACCUCUGGGGGAUGCAGCGAGCUGGUUGUGCCUUUGUGUUUUUUGUUUUGUUCUUUUCCUUUAACUGUAUCCUCUCCAAUCCUACUUGUCACUAGGGGGGCAGCACUGCUCACACUGUCUUUGAGGGUGGUUGGGAUUCAGUUUUUGUGUGCUACUAAGUUAUAUAAAGCACAAAUACAAUAAAUAAAAUCUUGAGUAUAA